Mugil cephalus (flathead mullet) is the source of this 571-nucleotide messenger RNA. It is a transcript of the gene gphb5, whose product is annotated as glycoprotein hormone subunit beta 5. Gene Ontology annotation, molecular function: hormone activity. Gene Ontology annotation, cellular component: extracellular region; cytoplasm. Gene Ontology annotation, biological process: regulation of thyroid hormone receptor signaling pathway; G protein-coupled receptor signaling pathway. The transcript has 3 exons. The record is from RefSeq and is a predicted model, not a curated record. Lineage: Eukaryota; Metazoa; Chordata; Actinopteri; Mugiliformes; Mugilidae. The coding region runs from base 96 to 515 and encodes 139 amino acids.
CUGGUUCUGUCAGAUCCUUCAGCAGAUGGUUCAGGUCUGACGACGUCGCUGCAGAGAUUUAGAAAAGUUGGAAAGUGGAAACGCUGCGUUCAGAGAUGAGUCUUCAGAGGACGAGGUCACACAGCAGGUCUGGGCCGGUACUGGUCUGGGUUCUGCUCUGGGUCUCGCUCCACCCAGGUUCCCCUGUCGCCGUGACGGCCGUGAACCUGCGGCGUUUCAUCGGCUGCGCCGUCCGGGAGUUCACCUUCCUGGCCAAGAAGCCCGGCUGUGGAGGCCUGCACAUCACCACCGACGCCUGCUGGGGGCGCUGCGAGACCUGGGAGAAACCGGUCGUGGAGCCUCCCUACAUCGAGUCCCACCAGCGGGUUUGCACCUACAACGAGACCCGUCUGGUGACCGUGAGGCUGCCCAACUGCCAGCCGUCCGUGGACCCGGCCUACACCUACCCCGUGGCCCUGAGGUGCGACUGUGGAGUCUGCCAGACGAGCACCACUGAAUGCAUAACCUCCGUGUGACGUCCCGACGGCCAGAAACCGUCCCUCUUUACCUUUAGUCGCCAAGAAACCGUCUA